CUGCUUCUCCAUGCCCAUUGAGUUAGACCAGUUAGACAUAAACACAAGUGAUCUUUUCUGGAGUUUUGGCACGUAGAGAAUCUCUUUUUACUUCUUUUUUUCGUUCACGGUCCUUUGCCUUAUACACUGGAAUUAAUGCAAGUGUGAUGAAACUGCAUUGCACCACAACCAUUGACCAUUUCACCAUCUUUUAAUUGUUUAUUGAUUAAAAACAACGUUAACUUCGUUUUCAUAACUUCACCGAAAAAUGGAUGGAAGCAUUACAAUUGCUAAUGAAGUGGUAUCCAAAGAGCAGUCUUGUUUGGCACAGGAUGUGAGGUCAGAAAAUGAAAGUGUGCAAACUGGGACGAGCGGUUCCAGCUCAUCAGCCUCUAGUCCAAUGCCUGUGGAAGAUCUGGGUCCCGUGUUUGAAGUCAAGGGUAUCCGUGCCACCACAGACUCCUCUGUCUUGACGUUCAGAAUCUCCAGACUCAAUGAUCCCGAAAGCAGAGACUCUGGGUGGGAGGUGACCAGAAGUGCAGAGGAGUUUGAGGCCUUCAACCGGUUGAUUCUCGAUUGCCAAAAGUUUGGUGGCAUGAUAUUCCCACCAUUGCCACCACCCAUAGAGUCCAAGUACGAAGAAAGUUUUCUGGAAGCCCCCAUAAUCCAUCGGAAACAGGUUGAAAGAUACCUCCAGUUGGUUUCUUCUCACCCCAUUCUGGGGAGGUCGCAAGCCCUGGCGGAUUUCCUAUCGCCGACUUAUGUGAUGGCUGAGAAAUCAGGGCGCAAAGGCUUCUUCUCGAAAAUUGCUGAGAGCUUUUCGGGGUCUUCCCAGCCGGCCAAAGUCCCCCACCGAGACAUUGAAGAAUUCUUUCAAAACGAACGCGACUGGUCAGCCAACUACUCUGUCCAUUUGAAAACCACGUUGAACGCCGUACUGACCGUGAUCUAUUCGGAAAAGAAAAUCAUCGGACAGUUGAAGCAUCUGUGCACAGCGUUAUCGAUGAACGCCCCGAGUUGCUACCAGCAGGAAACGGGUCUCAUCCAUCACCGUCUGCAUUCCAAAAUGGCAGAUUCAUUUUUAAAUAUCCAGGAUUUGACGGAAGACGGACUGCAGCGAGGCUUGUGUGAUUUCUAUUGCAUCUGGGACCUGUACCUGCAAUACCUGGCCAACGAGCAGCUGAUGCUCAACCGACGCACGGCUCUGCUCAUCAACUACGAGAACUGCAACCGCAACUGGGAUAAGGCCAAAGCCCACAAACGAGAUGAGGCUGAAGCGGCCAAAAAGGCGGCCGAAACGGCGUUUGAGGAGUGCUCCGACGCGGCCCGUCACGAGAUCAAGGCUUUCCAGAAGCAGAGGGUCCAGGAAAUGCGCUUGAACCUGACACAGUUGGCCAGGAGUGAAUUGGCCAGAGCGCGCCAAAUCAGAGCCGCUCUGCAACGGGCGCUGGAUCAAGCCCGGCUCUUCCCAGUUCCGGAUGACCCUCAUCUCUCUUCGUUCUACUCUUAAAAUAUAUUCGUCCGUGAACUAAAAAAUUAAAAAUCCAGUCGAUGGCAUUCCCGAACGAAAUCCAAAAAAACAAAUCUGCAUUCCACACCCUAACCAAUUAACUCUGGAAUUUUGUUUUGGUCUUUCGUCUAAUCAAUUUUGUUUUCUAAUCGUCAUUUUCUUUUCUUUUUUUUUGUAAGUCUGAUGUGUUGUUGUUGUUGUUAUCAACAACAACGACACAUUUUUUCUCUUAACUCUCUCAUCUCUUUCUGGCCUCCGAACAAAAAUUCUUUAGUCAUGUCAUUUGUUUUCGCGAAAAAAACCAAAAUCUGUCAGACAAGUCAUUUUUCAUUCUUCUUUUAUACCCCCUCCACUUUUGCUGUUGUUUCAUAAUAUUGAAUCUACUAGUAAAUUAUGUUAAAUAAUGAAAUAAUAAAAAAAAAUGUCAAAUUUCA
Molecule: messenger RNA, 1923 nt
Organism: Daphnia pulex (common water flea)
Lineage: Eukaryota; Metazoa; Arthropoda; Branchiopoda; Diplostraca; Daphniidae
Product: sorting nexin-6-like
Exons: 7
Coding region: 248-1489 (413 amino acids)
Molecular function (GO): phosphatidylinositol binding
Source: RefSeq, a predicted model, not a curated record